Messenger RNA from Lindgomyces ingoldianus, 7734 nucleotides. RefSeq names its product BcPKS1, polyketide synthase. Lineage: Eukaryota; Fungi; Ascomycota; Dothideomycetes; Pleosporales; Lindgomycetaceae. Gene Ontology annotation, biological process: secondary metabolite biosynthetic process; fatty acid biosynthetic process. The transcript is spliced from 9 exons. The record is from RefSeq and is a predicted model, not a curated record. Gene Ontology annotation, molecular function: oxidoreductase activity; fatty acid synthase activity; 3-oxoacyl-[acyl-carrier-protein] synthase activity. Bases 1 to 7734 code for a protein of 2577 amino acids.
AUGAACGGCGAAGUCAUUUCACCAGCAAACGGUCUCUCUUUGUUGGGGAACAUGGAUGUAGUUGAGCCUUUGGCAGUCGUUGGUAUUUCUCUGAAGUAUCCUCAAGAUGCUACAUCGCCAGAGCGUUUCUGGAAUAUGAUGGAGGAGAGACGAUGCGCCAUGACCGAAUGGCCAAGAGAUCGAGUCAACAUCGAUGCGUUCUACAAUCAGGAGCAAGCAAGCAAAUCCGAGAUCCCUGCUCGUGGGGCGCAUUUCCUUCAGGAAGAUCUCGGACUUUUUGAUGCAUCCUUCUUUGCGAUGAAUACAAAAGAAGCAAGCGCAGUAGAUCCCCAGGCACGCAUACUUCUGGAAACAUGUUACCGGGCCUUGGAGAACGCUGGCAUGCCGAUGGAGCACGUGCAUGGCUCUCGAACAGGAGUCUACACUGGCUCUAUGUCGGAUGCAUACAAACUCCUCCUCGUAAGAGACAGUGAUGACUUCCCUCAGUAUGCUGCAACUGGUGUUGCUGUUAACAUGCUUGCGAAUAGAAUCAGCUGGUUCUUCAACUUCACUGGGCCGAGCAUUAAUCUUGACUCUGCAUGCUCGAGCAGCUUGAUGGCACUUGAUAUUGCAUGUCAAGGUCUUCGGCAAGGGGAGUGUGAUAUGGCACUGGUUGCUGGAACCAAUAUUCUCCUCGGAGUCGAGACCCCAUUGUCUCUUGCAAAGAUGGGAUUUAUCUCUCCUUCCAGUCGUUGCUACAGUUUUGACGAAAGGGCUGAUGGGUACAGCCGCGGGGAAGGCCUAGGUGUCGUUGUUGUGAAGCGACUUCAUGAUGCCCUUAGACAUAACGACACUAUUCGCGCAGUAAUUCGUGCGACGGGCUCCAACCAAGACGGCCGCACACCUGGACUUACCCAACCGAAUGGAGAAUCUCAGGCGCAGCUGAUCAGAGACACUUACGCCAAGGCAGAUCUCAGUUUUGCUCACACACGUUUCGUGGAAGCCCAUGGAACUGGAACAGCCAUUGGAGACCCUACCGAGGCCAACGCCAUUGGAAGGGGGAAUAUUGGGCAUCUCGAAGGCGGAAGCGGCAUAGCGGGUGUCAUCAAGGCUAUUCUUUGUCUCGAGAAAGGACUCAUCCCUCCCAAUGCAAAUUUUGAGCAGAUCAAUUCCCGGAUUCAGGCAAAAGCUUUGAACCUAGAGUUUCCUACUUCGCUAACUACAUGGCCCGAAUGUGACAUCCGACGUGCUUCGGUCAGUUCUUUUGGAUUCGGUGGAUCUAAUUCGCAUGUCGUACUCGACGAUGCUUACAACUUCCUGCGAAAGAGGGCAUUACGAGGACAUAAUACCACAUAUCACCACAGAAUACGUAUGAAUCAUUCUAAAGAUAGCGACGGACGAUGCAAUAGUGGCAUGAAUGGAUAUGCAAACGGGCAUAUAGAUACGACUACAAGAAGAAAAUUAACAUUAUUGGUUUGGAGCGCUGCUGACGAGCAUUCGGCCGGCAUUUUGGUAGAGAAGGCGAGCCAUUUCCAGGCUCAGACAGACCCUUCCACACUUGACGAUGUGGCAUACACUCUUGGCUUUCGCCGGAGCCUACUUCCUUGGCGAUCUUUCGCCGUAGUAAGCUCUACUGAGAGCUCUGCCUGUCUCGGUGGGGCUGGGACGCGCAUAUCGAAACCCAUCCGUUCGAGGAUGAAGCGAGGCCUUGCCUUCAUCUUUACGGGGCAGGGAGCUCAAUAUAGAGGCAUGGGCCGCGGCCUUCUCCAGUAUCCAGUUUUCAAGAAGACCCUAGGUCUCAUCGACAACCUGAUGCGUACUUUCGGAUGUUGUGUAUCCUUUCUAGACGUUAUUUCCUCGGACAGCAAGGAUGUCAAUAUAGAUUCCCCCGAAGUCAGUCAGCCACUCUGUACAGCUAUCCAGAUCGCGCUUUUACACCUGUUGAAGAGUUUUGGCAUUGUUCCGUCGACAGUAGUAGGACACUCAUCUGGAGAAAUUGCUGCUGCCUACGCUUGCGGAGGACUUUCUCUCGAAUCUGCCUGCAAAGUGGCGUAUCUUCGAGGCAAACACGUGUGCAAUGCAUCGCAACCAUGUAGACGUGGAGCAAUGUUGGCCGUAGGCAUGUCUGAACAAGACUACAAAGCGUUCCUACACCGGCAUUCACUGGGACACAUCGGGCAAGAACUUCCCGUCGCGUGUAUUAAUAGCCCUAAGAAUAUCACCCUUUCCGGAUGCGAGGACCUUGUCAAUUCAAUCCACGCACUCUUCUCCGACUACGAUAUAUUCUCUAGGAAACUCAAAACUGGAGCCGCGUAUCACUCUCCUUGGAUGAAAGAAUCUGCUAAUUUAUACUGCAGCGCUCUUGGAGACUUACUACCCGGCGAAGCGCUCCAUGAAGGCAUUGAAAUGCUUUCAUCGGUGACACGUGAUAGUAUUGACAGCACCACUGCAAAGACUUACUUUGGGUCAGAAUACUGGGCCCAAAAUAUGAUGAAGCCUGUCCAAUUCUCCGGUGCGCUGACAGAUCUUCUUAGACGAAAUCGGAGCUCUCGUGCAACUGGUAGUACAUCAAUCGUAGUCUCGGACCUGGUCGAGGUCGGACCCCAUUCGACGUUGCAACGGGCCGUCAAUGAGAUCCUCGAUCAUGCAUCAAUAUCUAAUGUUCAAUAUCAAUCUUGCCUUAGCCGUUUUGACCAGAGCUCUCGGCCAUUACUUGAGUUAGCAGGCCGACUUCACUGUGCCGGUUAUCCAAUUCAGCUUAAUAAUGUCAACCAGAUGGAGAACAUGAGCACUUACAAAUGCCUCACCGAUCUCCCAGAAUAUCCAUUCAACCACAGUACAAGAUAUUGGCACGAGAGUCGAUUGAGUAAGAACCUAUGCCUUCGACAACAUCCACCACUUCAUCUUCUUGGUACCCUUUCCCCAGAGUCCACAAACCUGGAGUCACGGUGGAGGAAGUUUCUUAGUAUCGCCGAGAUGCCAUGGCUGCGCGACCACCAGAUCAAUGGCAAGAUCGUGUUUCCUGGCGCAGGGAUGCUAGUUAUGGCAGGAGAAGCAGUAUCGCAGACACGUCGUUCCCAUCGGAAAACAACUGGGUUUUUUGUGAAGGAAUCAGCCAUUUCAAAUCCGAUUAUCAUUCCCCCAAACGAGGAAGAGCGUGUUGAAGUGGUCACUUAUGCUCGGCCCAUCCAAAAUAGCUCGAACAAGGACCACGAUGAUGUCCAUGUUCGAAUCUGUGUCGAAGAAGGUGGAGUGUGGGUCGAGGCUUGCGCAGCUUUGAUCCAAGUCCAUUACGAACCACCUGAGGAGGAAGUCGACAACGGAAGAGAGCAGAAGCUCCGAACGCACGAAUGCAACCGCAUAUACACCAAUGCGAAGCAGCGAUGCCAUCAGAAGGUAGACCCGAGAACGCUGUACCAGCAUUUUGCAAAAAUGGGAAUGCAAUACGGUCCAACUUUCCAGGCUUUGCGUAAUGUGUAUUGGGACGGACACCAGACUGCUAUAGCUGAGAUGAGUUUGCAGUUCCCAGAAGAGCUGAGGUCAGCAGGAUAUGGCUCACUUACCCACAAGAUUCACCCAACUUUGUUAGACGCCAUAACUCACCUCCCCUGGGUUGCAUUGACUAAGGGAGCAACUCAAGUGCAGCCCACGGGGGUUCCAAGCAAGAUGAGAGGUUGCUGGGCCAGCAGCAGUGGACUGACUACGUCUCCGUCUACCACUUUGCGGGCAUUUAGCACGACCGCUUUCAAGGGCCAUCGAGGAACACUUUCAUCAAUGUUUGUACUUGAUGAAGACGACAAUGUAGUUAUGUCCUUUGAUCAUAUGGAAACAACUGCGGUUUCCUCGGCGGAUUCACAUCUUUCUGAAUUUUCAAAACGCCGUCGGCUUUGUUGGGAGAUGAGUUGGAAAUGCGAUCCAAGUCUCUUGGCUCCAAACCAGUUAAACCGCUUACUGCAAUUUCAUCUCGUCGACGUGGGAGAUAGAGAGGUAUUUUUCCCCCGAAUGACACAAAUGUGCCGUAUCUUCAUCAAUGGAACGCUUGGAAAGAUCAGUGGAAACGAUAUCGACGAAGCUAGACCACACAUCAAACGAUACAUGAAGUGGAUGAAGGCACAACAGGCCAUGUGGCGGGAAGGGAACGUCGCCGAGCUUAAAAAAACUCCAGUGCAAGAAGAAAUUGGAGCAGAAGAGUUUGAUACCCUCGUGCGGUGGGUAGAGGCAGAGAACCCGACCGGGAGGCUUUUCGCGACUGUAGGCCGCAAUUUGCCAGCCAUUAUUCAGGGUGAUGUUGACCCGUUGGAGCUUUUAUUCGACAAAGAAACUCAGUUGGCCGAGAAUUAUUAUGCAGAUAGUAUGCGCUCGAGUGCUUUCGUACCGCCAUUACGUUGUUACAUUGAUAUGUUAGCGCACAAAAAUCAAGCGAUGAAGAUUCUUGAAGUAGGUGCAGGUACCGGCUCAAUGACGGCGCACAUCCUCUCGUCAGUGUUUUACGGUCCAGAGGAGGCUGAUCGAAAGCACCUUGCACCAAGAUUGGCGUCGUACGAUUACACGGACAUCUCACCAUACUUCUUCGACAAGGCUAAAUCACGUUUCGCCGCAACGGAACUAGACUUCAUCAGAUUUUCCACGCUUGACAUUGAACAAGAUCCAGUUGAUCAAGGAUUCCAGCCGGGGACUUAUGAUAUGGUCGUCGCCAGCGCCGUGCUUCAUGCGACGCGAGACUUGGAAGAAACCCUCCGCCAUGUUCACAGACUGCUGAAACCAGGUGGAAAGUUGGUGUUUGCUGAGAUUGUUCAACCGGAAAUCCUUCGCGCUGGGUUUGCCUUCGGUCUACUCCCUGGCUGGUGGCGCGGCUUGGAGGAAUACCGAGAUAUGAGUGCGUGUAUUUCUCGAGAACGCUGGAAUGACUUGCUGAUGCAGGCCGGUUUCGGCGGCAUCGAUAUCUACUUCAGAGACCACGAGAGUGAUAUAUCCCACGAAUACGGCGUCAUGGUAGCUACAGCCACCGAAGAUAAAGAGACUGGAAAUUCCCACGAUAUAGUCAUUCUUAAAGAUGACGACUGCGAACUUGCAGCAGAACUCAUCAGUGCCCUACAAGAGCACUUCAUCGGAAGCUCGGUCCUAACUCCUGAACAAGUUGGCAACGCAAAUUUCUCGGAAGAGACUUGUAUUAUUUCUCUUCUUGACGUAGAAAAGCCGCAUCUACAGGACUUGACUGAGAGAAAGUUUGAGAGGCUCAAGUCCAUUUUCGCGGCAUCUAAGCGGAUGAUUUGGGUUUCCAACUAUGAUCCAGAUGCCAGGGACUCGCCAUACUAUGCUAUGGUGAAUGGUCUCAUGCGCGUCCUCCGUUCAGAAGACUCGAGUCGCAUUCUCAUGACAUUGUCACGGACAGGAUCCUUGGAUCCAGCGAAACUUGCAUCUAGCAUACACAAGAUUUUGACGACUCCUAAUUUUGGGGAGAUGGGGGAUAUCGAAUAUUGGGAACGAGACGGCAUAAUUGAAGUACCACGAAUCAAGGAAGCUUCCGCGAUCAACGAUGAUCUUGGCUCUCGACUUAAACCUCAGCUUCAUCAUCUUGGUUUCAAUAACUGCGGGCCGUUGGCUCUAGAGGUGGCUGUGCCUGGUGCGCUCGAUUCGCUACGGUGGGUCAAAGAUCCCGUUCACGCUCUUGAGAUUGGUUCAGAUGAAGUUGAAAUUCAGAUCAGAGCUGUGGGACUAAACUUCCGCGAUAUUUUUAUCGCCCUGGGUCGACUCGAUGAAGACACUGAUCUCGGAUACGAAUGCGCAGGGAUAGUGAGUCGAGUGGGAACGAACUGCAAGGACCUACAACCGGGAGACCCCGUGUGUGUACCUACUUCACCAUGUCUGAAGUCUUACGCUCGCUGCCAUCACAGGCUUCCUAUCAAAAUCGCAGAUGGUGUUUCCUUCGAAGAGGCUGCUGCCUUGCCGGUCACGGGAGUCACAGCCUAUUACUCGCUGGUCGAGCAAGCAAGACUGCAAAAGGACGACACAAUCCUGAUUCAUGCUGGGGCUGGAGGUACAGGCCAGAUGGCUAUACAGAUUGCUCAAUUAGUAGGUGCUGAAGUGUUCGUGACAGUUGGAUCUCAAGAGAAAAAGCAACUUGUGAUGGUAAGGUACAAAAUACCAGAAGAUCACGUCUUCUACAGUCGGAAUAAGUCCUUUGCGGAGGGAAUCCGUCGUAUGACGCAAAAUAGAGGGGUAGACGUCGUGCUUAACUCACUCUCGGGUGAUUUAUUGACUACCACUUGGGAGUUAAUGGCUCCUGGAGGUCGCUUUAUCGAGAUCGGAAAACGCGACAUCGAGGCUAAUUCCAAAUUACCCAUGGAACAGUUCCGGCGGAACGUAUCUUUUUGCGCCGUGUCCAUUGACAGACUAAGCCCGGUAAAGAUGAGGAAUGUGUUCGUCGAAGUCAUGAAAAUGGUUGGAGACGGUCGUCUCAAACACCCACACCCGCUUCAUGUUUAUUCGAUUGGCAACAUCGAACAGGCAUUUAGAUUCAUCCAGUCUGGAAAGAACAGUGGUAAAGUCGUGUUGAACAUGACUUCAUCGGACACGGUUCCGGUUUUACUGAAAUACGAACCACAUUACCAGUUUGAUCCCAAUGCAAGCUAUGUUAUUGCAGGCGGACUUGGUGGCCUUGGCCGAAGCGCUGCUCGAUGGAUGACUGAAAGGGGUGCCAGAAAUCUCAUCUUACUCUCCCGCUCAGGCCCUAAAUCUCAAAGCGCAAAAGACUUGAUCCGCGACCUUGAGGCACAGGGAAAGCAGGUUGAAGCUCUUCCGUGCGAUGUAGCAUGUCGCUCCACUCUCUCCUCGACCCUGUCUCAGUGUUUACAAAAGCUUCCUCCCAUCAAAGGUUGCAUCCAGGGUACAAUGGUACUGAAGGAUGCAUUGUUCGAGAACAUGUCUUUUCUAGAAUGGGAGCAAGCUAUCGCGGCAAAGGUCCAAAGUUCGCUCAACCUCCACGAGGUCCUGCCUCGAGACCUCGAUUUCUUUGUUAUGCUCUCCUCGAUGGCAGGAAUAAUUGGGUCGAUCGGGCAAGCAAAUUAUGCAUCAGGGAACACAUUUCAAAACGGUCUAGCAAGAUACCGGCGUCGUAUUGGUGAAAAGGCGGCGGCUCUGGACUUGGGAUGGAUGGCAGAUGUCGGCAUUCUCGCCGAAAAGGAAGAAUAUCGCCGCGGAAGAGAGGGAAUAGUCGACACUAUCGAAAUCCACGAGACUGAAUUCCACGCCCUUCUCGACUAUUACUGCGAUCCAGCGUUGGAGGUAUGCUACGACGCGGAUGUACAACCAAUCAUAGGCUUAGCACCCACAGCUGAGCUUCGUCACCAAGGCUACGAACCACCCGCAGCUAUGAACACACCUACCUUUGCUAUUCUCGACCAGAUAGAUCGAGAUAGUCUUAGUGCGGUAGGCGUAGAUGCCCAGGCCCAUAGUUCCACCGAGGACUUCUUCCGCGCCACUACCGAUGAGGAAGCAAGUGCCGUUGUUAUUUCUGCGUUGCUCAAGAAGUUAGAGAAGACUUUCUCUAUCCCUGUUGACGACAGCGCAACUUCAAAAGCAUUGUCUGCGUACGGUGUCGACUCACUUCUGGCAAUUGAGAUCAAAUCAUGGGUUAGCAGAGAAUUCAUGUCUGAUAUUGCUGUAUUCGAUAUUAUGGGUGGCGCAUCAAUCGAGCAGGUGGGCGAUCUGGUUACUGAGAAAUGCAAAGCAAGGAAGUCGGGACGUACAAGCUGA